Molecule: messenger RNA, 7603 nt
Organism: Phlebotomus papatasi
Lineage: Eukaryota; Metazoa; Arthropoda; Insecta; Diptera; Psychodidae
Exons: 12
Coding region: 829-3837 (1002 amino acids)
Cellular component (GO): plasma membrane
Molecular function (GO): protein binding
Source: RefSeq, a predicted model, not a curated record
UCCUGUCUGCAAGGGAUUUCUCAAUUGCGGUAGCUGGAAAGGUUGAUUGAAUAUUGAGUGUGUGGAAAAGUGUGUGAAACUUUUGUGUGCAUCAUUUUCACAUGAACUUGACUAUUUUUCACUUUUCCAUGGAUGAGAUGUGAGAAAGGGACAUUUCUGCGGAAGGUGCAAUUGAGGUGAACAUUUUUUUCUUGCCUCUGCAGAGGUCCUUUUUUUCUUGAGUUCUCUUCCCAGAAUUUUUUGGAGAGGAGAAGAAGGUGUUAAAAAAAAUGUUGGUUUUGAGGUUAGUGAUGAUGGUGAAUAAAAUCAGGACAAUGUAUAAGGGAUUUUCGGUUAUUUUCUCAUUUUCGUCCUUGCGCUCUCUCAAUGAACAGUGAAUUGUCUCAGGACAGAAUAUUGUGUUUUUUGCGCUGUUGAGAGACACAUUGGCGUAGUCUGCAAGAUUUCUCAUUCCCUGUGUGAUGUGUUGCAAGAUGCACCAUCGUAUGAGUUGUCUGGUUUAGAAGGAGAAUCCAAUAACAGAAAAAUCGAAAGAAUUAUUCAUAUGACUGUUGUAAGAAAAUUUACUCAGUGAAGGACACAACAAAGGAGUGAGAAAUUGACAAGAGAUUGUGAGAGAAGAUAUUUGUGUGCGGUAGAAAUAAAGAGAGAGAGAAAGACAGAUACUUGAAGAAAAACAAGAACAAUUUACAUGAAACCUGGGAAUACAUAAUUACAGAGCCUUUUCUCCUCUUCAUUGAUGUCUCCACCUUUUUGGGGCGAAACUUUCUUACACAGGCCCCGAGUGUAGUGAAUUUUGAUCCGCCAGUUUCGGGGACUCUCUAGCGGAUGGAUUGGUGGUAUCGUUGGCUAUUGGUCUUCUGGGCCCUCCUGGGCAUCCCGUCGCCACCAUUUAGUGACUGUCGGGCAAGCAAUUUGGGUGGAAAUGGGAAAAAUAGUGAGACAUCGACGAUAUCCUCGCGAAAAUGCAGAGUGACAGAGUUUCCCUGUGAAAAUGGGGGCUGUAUACCGCUGUCCAAAUACUGUGACCAGAAAUACGACUGCUCAGACCGAUCCGAUGAGCCUAAAUUGUGCACAGUGUGCAAUCGAACACUGUACGGCGAAGUAGGCAAGACUUAUGAACUCGAUGUCCGGCAACCGAAGGAGCUUCCAUUUAUUUGUGAUUUCAAUUUCACCGCUCUGGGCAACGAGCACGGAGACAUAAUCCAGAUCAACUUUAAUAAAUUCAACGUGGGUCGCUUCACAUCCUUCAAGGAGACUGGGUGCCAUGAUGGCUCUAUGGCAAUCCGGGAGGCACAAUUGCCCACAUCGGGUGGUGUAUGGUGUGGUACAGCCUGGGGAUUCAAUUCCUACUACAGUGAGACACAAUCCAUUAAUGUGUCACUGAGAUUGUGGCGUCUGCCGGGAGGCUUGACCGCUGCAUCGGGUGCAUCUGCUGGAAACUUUGAGUUUGCUAUCUCCUACAAGUUUCUCCGAAGGGGAGAUGCUCUCUUGCGAAGCGAUGUGGGUGCAUGGAUGGGUGAAUCGGUGCCUGGAAGUUACUGCAAUCGCCAUCUCUAUGAUUGCGAUCAACGCCGUGGGGGAUGUGUCAUAAGAUCUCCCAAUUUUCCAGGCAUCUAUCCCCGUAACAUCACAUGCCUCUAUCGUAUCAGUCAGCGCACAAUCCCCAAUGGAUUGCAUGCAAUGAUUGUCCUGAGGCAGAGUGAUCGCCACAAGCUCCAUAUUAAGGAUCAGGCACCGCAGAUGGAGCAAAAUAAUCGGAUGCUGCGGAGCUGGGAGCAAUGUGAUCUGGUGCAGGAUUAUAUUUCUGUGAGAGAUGGGAAGACACUCGAUGCCCCGGAAAUUGCAAGAUUUUGUGGUGGAGAUACUCUGCCAGAAAUCAUUGCCAGUGGCCCCGAUAUGGCCAUUGAAUUCAAGACAUCACCAUACGACAGUCUCUUCCACAAUUUCCAAGCACCCAGUUUGAUGGGAUAUGAAUUGGAGAUAAAUGUGAAGUACGUGAAUGCAAAUUCUCAGUCCUUCGUAGCACCCGACAGUCGCUGUGAAUUUACGAUAAAUGCUUUUGAAAAUCCAUUUGGUGAAUUGGAGUCACCACGACAUACACUGCCACCAAAUACCCUCUGCCGCUAUUAUUUCCAAGGAAGACACCACGAAACUGUCUGGAUAUCAUUUCUAAAAUAUAAUUCAGCUUUGGACACAAGUGCUGUAUUUGAGGCACAAUCCGAUUGUGCCCCACAGCUGAGGAUAUGGGAUGGAAAACUGGUUACGAGCAAUCGAACUCAUGGCUCCCAGUAUGACUUCACGCCAAAUUCCAGCCUCUUGGCGGAGAUUUGUCGCGAGGACGUGCCCAAACUCUGUUCUAGGUCACUGAUCACCAAGAGAGCAAGACCAUGUACAGCUGAUGAGAGCUAUCUUUCGAGUGGAUCUGACCUAACGAUGGAGUAUAAGCCGAAUCCCAGUGGCCCAGCAAGACUCUAUGGGCCUGUGGCGGCAUUUAGGCUGCGCUAUGAAUUUGUGGACACAUCCCUGGGUGGAACACCGUUGGAUCAACCAUUCCAGGCUUCCCUGUUCGCCCCAGAACCAGCAGCCCUCACGCAGUCCCAUUCAAAGUCAUGCAAUCGACUGUAUCGCUCCAUUUCCACGACUCGGGGCAUCUUCCGGUCGCCCACGAAUGUAUUCUUCUAUGGACGUGGCGGAUCUGAGAACAUUUCCUGCACAAUUCGAUUUGAGGCUCGACGUGGAGAGAGUGUUAGACUGACCAUCACACGUGCCCGUUUUGGUGGCCGAUCCUGCCAGAAUGUCCAGAAUCGUUCUGGACGCUGGCACUGUGACCACCAUGGAGGUCCUGUAGCUGACCUUCGGAUCGGUGAAGUGCCCUGGCUGGACGUGGGACCCCUUCCACGAGACUGUAUUUGCUCAGAUGUGUCCAGGUCUUUAAUCCUGGCUCCCCUGGCUGCCAAUGUAGUUGAGGUGCAGUUUAAUACGCACAGUAUGAGUGUGGAUCAGGACUUCCGGGAUUUCUAUUUCGAAGGAAGGUACGAGUUCACAGCUGAUGGUUGUGCCACUGACUGGAGCAUGAGACGGUUGAAGGGUCGCAGUGGAAAUGCUUCCCUCUCAGCCUCAGAAUGUGCUCCACUUAUCCAACCAUGGCUGUUGGAACCAGAAACUCCCGAAGGAUAUCUGGUGCUGAAGCUGAAAGGCUUUUGGAUGCCUACGGUGAUGCAAUCAGUGGCACCUUGUCCAACUGAUGCCAGGAUCACUGUUUAUUCCACCAAUAAUCCUGGCUACCAACGGGAUUUGUGCCCAACGAGUGGUAAUGACGUGGUGGCCUUCUCAGAUGGCUGGGAUAGUGCUUUUGAGUACAGCCCUGUGGAAUUAUCACGAAGUCUUGUGGUAGAGUACAGAUCACCAUGGAAGUCUGGGAUUGAUAACAUGGAGUACAAGUUUGCCUGGAUGGAAGUCUAUCCGGCAAUUGGAUGCCACCACAAAUGCACGGAAUUGCAGGCCUGCAUUGCGCCGGAACUCUGGUGCGACGGAGUCAAUCACUGUCCGUCGGGACAGGAUGAAAGUUCCGUGGAGUGUGACAUAAACCUGCCUCUGUCUCCACUGUACGUGGGCAUCGCGGCGGCCACAUUCACGCUGUUGCUGUCGCUGACGGCGGGUCUGGCAGCGUGUGCCAAGCGUAAAAAGAUCGAAGUGAAGCAGCACUAUGAUGCUCAUGCGGAUGCCAAUGGCAGAUUUCCGCCCCAUCUGGCAGCACAUCAUCACCAUCACCUGCCUCCGCAUGCACUGCCGCCCAUCUUCAUCGACACGCCCGCCAAGGACAGCUUCUGUUGACAGGAGAUCGAGACUUCGGUGUAGCUGCCGGAGUCGCGACAGCAACCGCCAAGACUCCUUCUUGCCACUGCUGUUACACUUCGUCGAGGUGAGUGAGCCACAUUAAACUUAUGCGCGGUAAUUUAUUAGUGUCACAAUCCCCAUCAACCAGUCACACUUGCUGCCCCAAAAUUGCACAUGGUUACUUAUUCCAAAGAGGAGAUAGAAAUCCCCAAGCAAUGAUGAUAAAAGGGCAAAAAACAUAAUGCAAAUACUGUUUCAAUUUGAAUUUUUAAUUUACACAGCGCGUGUUAUUAUUAAAAAAAAACCUAAAAAUACAUUUUAAAAAAAUUAACCCGGAAAAAUUGAUGUAACCUUUUCCUUUAUAGCCUCAAGUAAAAGGAUGAUUUUCAUAUCAUUGUCAUAUCCAUAAUCAAAUUACAUUGUUCUGUUUUUUUCUCAUAGUAUAGUAUUGCGUGUAAACUUCCAUUCAAUAUCUCUAUUAAUGUUUCACAUUUUUUAUACAUUGUACCUUUAUAUACAUUUAUGUAUAUCUCUAUGUAGGUCAAAUAUUUGGAUUAUUUUCAAUGAAGCAUAGUUUGUUCUUUGUCUAUCGAAAAAUGAGACGAAAAUGCAAUGAAAACAUUGUUUUACGUCAUAUAGAAUUAGUUUGGUGUUUUUUUUUAUUUAAAAAGGACAGAGGAAAAUGUUGUCAAUUUUAAAGAGGUUUACCAUAGCAUGAAAUCGGAGACUGAAAAGUUUGAAGAGAAUAACAAAAAUUCCUUCCGUUCAGAUGUAAUUAUUCGAAAUUGAGAAAUCGAGCAGAAUCCUAUUCGAACAUUAUUCGAAAUUGUGGAUGUCGCUUAUAUUUCAAAAAUGAAUUCAUUGAAAACAUUUUCGAAAGAGAAAUGCUCCAGUCAUGGCUAGAGUUUAAAAAAUUUGAAGAUCGGCUUUGAAUGUCAAAGACUGACAUCUCGUUUCAUCCGGCAUGGUGCUCGAAGUACUGCCUGUUCGAAUUUCUAAGUGUCUCGAGUGGAAAAUCAAAGCAACAAAGCUCAUUUCAUUAUAAUUCUCCUUUUAACAACUUCGAAUUUAUUUUGAAAAUUCGAAUAUGAUUUUGAAUUUUUCGAACAUCGACUACUUUUUGUGUAAAUAGAAUUCAAAUUACCUUUUACCUAAGACACUAUUGGAGAAUCAAGCACCAGUUGUGAAUACACUGAGAGAAAUCAGAAAAAAUUAAAAUAACAUUCCGGAAAUAUUUAUUUUACCUUGCAGUAUUGAUCCGAAAUCGCUGUAAAUCGUUAAAAAGGUGUAAAAUUAACAUUAAAAAAUGUUGAUAUAUUUUUACACCUAAAAAGUGUUAAAGUUCUGAGGAAAAAAAGUUAAUCGCAUCCCCAUUUUUUCUCAGUGUAUGAAGAAUCCUCUCGUUCAGUAAUAAUCUUACCGAUUUGAAGGUUCCUUCUGGUUGAGGUUUUUCUCAAGGGUAUAUCAAAGAGAACUAACCUAACAACUCGUUCGAAAUUCGAAAGUUUAAACCGACAUUUACAUAAAAGUGAGAAAUUUCAUGAAAAAGACAUUUAUUUGAUUAAAAUUGCAAUUAAAACGUUCUGACAUCCUUAAAUUCCACAAAACUACACUAAAAUUCUCUUUUUACAGCAAAUUUACUCACUGUUUUUGACAUUGUUGACAAUUGAAGUGUCAAGUAUACCGAAAUUCGAAAUAACAGAACAAUCAACGUUAAAGCGGCGAAUACGUGAAUUUUCCCUUUAGGCUUCCGAUGGAUUUUCGAGCUGGUUUAGCUUGGCUUUAAAGUGAGUCUAAGAAAACAACAUUGAUAAUCCCAAGUCGACAUCUCUUACCGUUUGGCUUAUAGAUUUAACAAGUAAAAUUACUUCGAAUUACUUCAAUUAAAUACAAAACCGAUCAAAUUAAAACGGCAAAUUUUCCAGACUAGUUUCCAAACAUCCUCGAAAAUGAAAGUGAUCUGCAGGGCAAUUUUGAAAAUAAAAGACAGAAAAUCAUUUUAGAAGGGGAGUAUAUGGAGCUGAAGCAAAGGAGAAAAAUGGUUCUAAAUAAUGUUGCAGUCAACAGGUUCUAAAUAAUAACGACUAAUGGGGGGGUCACCGAAAACCCGAUGUCGAUAUCUCUUACUCUUAUCACACAGCCCCCCAGAAGAAAGUCGAACUUAGAUUGUUCGAAUACGAUUCAAUUUCUUGGAAAAUGAUUCUUGAAAAAUAAGUUCAUCUACAUGAGACUACCCCACGCUACCUUAUUUCAAAAUCAAUGGAUUAUAUUGCUCUCACUUUGAGUUCGAACAAAAAACGUAUAAAACGUGUUAGCACUAGCUUCUCCCCAAAAGUUAAACCUCCUGUUGAUAUUCAAAUUAACAUCAUUAAUGCCCCGAAUGUGGCACUGGUUCUCCUUAAGAGCGCUCCUAACGCCCUUAUACUUAAAAAGAAAUCUACUAUACGGAGAGGAGUAUCUCAGCGAAGUUAGCCGAUGAGACUUCAGUUCGUGUUAAUGUUAAACCGUCAGGAGGUGAAGACACAGGCUAGGAGGAGCGCUGAGGGUUCUGGUUCUGGGAGAAUUACUAGUGGCCAAUGUACACAUCCCCGCCUGUUGUCUUUGGGCUAUCCGGCCUCUUUUCCUUAACGGUUCUAACAAACGGUUUGAACAAAAACUUCGAAAGAUUACGUCUGAAUGCAGGGAUAAUGUGUUACAGUAGACUCUCUCUCAAUUGAGCAUUUGGGGCAAAAUGUCAUCCGGUUUAUCGAUGGAUUUGGGCGUCAAAGCCUUUGUAAAUUCCACAAAAGGCGCUCAAUUAUAAAGAAUCACGAUAAAAUAGGAAGAACCACAGCGAAUUUGAGCAAAUUAGCUUCAUAAUUAAACGUGAAAAUUGUCAAGAAAAUUUUUCGCCCGAUUGAAAAAGAGCCGAUUGAACGAAAGUCUACUGUAUUUCAAUAAAAAACGGAAAUCUUUCACUUGGACUUUUUUAGUACAUGACUGUCCUCAUGUGCUUUAUGUACAAUAGACUUUUUUGAGUUGGUUCCUGUCACGACUAUUUGGUGGUUUUGAAACAUAACGAGAAUUAAGAAAAACAGUCGAGAUAUGAACCAAUACAAAGAAAAGUUGAUAAUACAGAAGCACAAGAGAAUAAUCAUGUGCUAAAAAAUUUUUUGGAGAUAGAUUUCCAAUUUUCAUUGGAAAAGAACCAUAAGAAUUUCAAUGCCAAAGAUAAAUUUAUCUAUUUAAUUUAUCUAUACUCUGAGAGAAAUCCGAGAAAGGUAAAAUAAAAUUCCGGAAAUGUUUAUUUUACUAUACAGUAUUGAUCCGAAAUCGGUGUAAAUAUUAUGCUUUUUAGGUGUAUUAGGGAUUAAAGUUACCCUAUUUCAUGUUAAUUUUACCCUUAAAAAUGUGUAAAAUUAACAUUAAAAAAUGUUGAUAUAUUUUUACACGUAAAAAGUGUUAGAGUUAUGAGGAAAAAAAGGUUAAUCGUACCCCUGUUUUUUCCUCAGUGUACAUUAUAUCAUCAUUGCUUGAAGAAUUAUCUAUCCCUCUUUCUUCCCCAAAAUUUCCUCAUAUUCAUUAACAGUGGCAGUGAGCAGAAGUUCAGGAGGUAGAAGGAUUGUAUUAUGAUAGAAGCUGAAGGGUUGUGAAAAUCAUAACAAUUAAGUUCAUCGUGGUGAAAAAAAAUCAAUCUAAAUAUAGUGAAAAAGAAAAGUGCGAAGCAUUAUUGAGAAAAAAAAAUCAUGUGAAUUCUAAGAAGCAAUACGUAUUAAUUUCAAAA